Molecule: messenger RNA, 735 nt
Organism: Penicillium diatomitis
Lineage: Eukaryota; Fungi; Ascomycota; Eurotiomycetes; Eurotiales; Aspergillaceae
Exons: 2
Coding region: 1-735 (244 amino acids)
Cellular component (GO): mitochondrion
Source: RefSeq, a predicted model, not a curated record
AUGUCUCGCCCAACACUUCGCCAUCCGGAGUUUUCACCUAAUAGUAUCCUAGUAAAUACCUCCAGCGACGUGGUAGGUAUCAUUGACUGGCAACAUGCAGUUAUUCUGCCUCUCUGUCUGUGCGCUGGAAUCCCCCAUCAUUUUCAAAAUUGGGGCGAUCCAUUGUCCGAGACAUUAUCUAAGCGAGAGGUCAAGUUGCCUGAAAGUUUUGAUCAACUUAGUCAUGAAGAACAAGAGACUGUUCAAGAGACGAUGUGGAGACGGAUUUUUCACUUUUAUUAUUCUGCGUUGACCAUGAAGUCCUUGCCGGAUCGUUUUGACGCCAUCAGAACCGAGAACGCGAAGCUUUUUCAUCAUGCACAGGCUCCCUGGGAAGGAGACUCCGUCUCGUUGAAGUAUGCCAUGUCCCGGGUCCUCAAAAAUUGGCCUAUGUCCCUGGAUGAAGAAGCACAGACGAGAUCUGUUGAGUGCCCAGUUCAUUUUUGUGAGGAAGAGAUGCAGAAAUGCUCGGAAGAACAUCGCCAAGAACAAGAGAAACUACAGGAACUGAACGAGAUGAGGGAUCUAAUUGGGACAGACGCCCUUGACUGGGUUUCAGAUGAGGAUGAACUUGAACGAUGCAGGUCUGUCAUCCAGAGCAUUAAGGAUUGUUCGAUGGAGCAUUCAAGCACUGAGAUGGAGAAGACAUCGGUCCUCUUCCAUUUCGCUUUCGAUGAUCAUGAAGAGAAUCCGUGA